AUGAAGAAUUUCCGUGAAGCAGUCAACCAAUGCAACUUGAGAGAUAUAGGUUACCCUGGGUCGAAUUUCACAUGGUGCAGGAGACUGGGGGCUCGUGGAUGGAUCAGAAAGAGACUUGACAGAGAUCUGGCAUCCACAAACUGGUCUGUUAUGUUCCCAAAUAUGGGUCUACAUCAUGUAGUAGCUUUCACAUCGGAUCAUUGUAUGCUGGUUUUGAAGGCCCACCAUGAUAAACAGCAGAGAACCCAACGAAUGAAGCUAUUCAAGUUUGAGUCAAUGUGGCUGAGAGAUAAGGGGUGCAAGGAGAUAGUGACUGAGGCAUGGGACAAGGCACUGAAUAUGGGGGGCCAACACCCGUUUUCUCAAUGCUUGGAGGAGUGCAAGCAGUCUCUGAUGGUGUGGAACAGGAAUACUUUUGGUUAUGUAGGCAGGAAAAUAGCAAGACUUCAAGGAAAACUCUAG
Messenger RNA from Quercus lobata, 462 nucleotides. RefSeq lists its product as uncharacterized. The transcript has a single exon. Bases 1 to 462 code for a protein of 153 amino acids. The record is from RefSeq and is a predicted model, not a curated record. NCBI's taxonomy places the organism in Eukaryota, Viridiplantae, Streptophyta, Magnoliopsida, Fagales, Fagaceae.